Messenger RNA from Sodiomyces alkalinus F11, 1636 nucleotides. RefSeq names its product mitochondrial DNA replication protein YHM2. Gene Ontology annotation, cellular component: mitochondrion. The transcript has 3 exons. Gene Ontology annotation, molecular function: tricarboxylate secondary active transmembrane transporter activity. NCBI's taxonomy places the organism in Eukaryota, Fungi, Ascomycota, Sordariomycetes, Glomerellales, Plectosphaerellaceae. The coding region runs from base 450 to 1400 and encodes 316 amino acids. Gene Ontology annotation, biological process: alpha-ketoglutarate transport; mitochondrial citrate transmembrane transport. The record is from RefSeq and is a predicted model, not a curated record.
GUCCUCUCGCGCACGCCCGCACUCCUACGGAGGUCCCGAAAUCCCCAUCCUCUUCCUUAUCAUCAUCCUCUCCCAGCUUCCUUCUGUAUCCUUUGGUCUUACUCAUCGACCAUCACCACCUCUCAAACUCCCUUCUUCGAGUGCAAGGCGUCGUUUGUUUGCUAGCGUCCGUAAUCACGCAUACAAGCCCCCGUUUCCCGGUCAGCAUUCUGCUCCUCGCCUCCGAACCUCGGACCUUGGCCGAAGGCGCUUGACACCGACUUCCUCGGAUACAUCCAUAACAUUCCAUCCUCCCUCGCUCCAUCCCCAUCUCCACACGUCUACCGGGGGGUUUUUUUUUUUUUUUGCUUUUUUUACGCCUCAACUCUUUCCCAGAAAAUAACCACACUUUGCGAAGAAGCACCCUCUUCCCUUGGUCAGGGCCCCUUUCUUGAAUACCCAGCAAAGCCAUGGUCGCCGUCGCACACGUUCCCGCCCCCCUCGGGGAGGCCCAUCUGGAGAAGCAGCCCAUCAAGUUCUCCAACCUGCUGCUAGGCGCCGGCCUCAAUCUCUUUGAGGUCACCACCCUCGGCCAGCCCCUCGAGGUCGUCAAGACCACUAUGGCGGCCAACCGUGGCGACGGCUUCACCACGGCUCUGGGUCGCAUCUGGGCUCGCGGCGGCAUUCUAGGCUAUUACCAGGGCCUCAUCCCCUGGGCUUGGAUCGAAGCCUCCACUAAGGGCGCCGUCCUGCUCUUCGUCGCCUCCGAGGCCGAGUUCUACGCCCGCCGCGCGGGCGCUUCCGACUUUGGCGGCGGUAUCAUCGGCGGCAUUACCGGUGGCGUCGCCCAGGCCUACGCCACCAUGGGCUUCUGCACCUGCAUGAAGACGGUCGAGAUCACGAAGCACAAGAUGGCGGCCACGGGCGUGAAGCCGCCCGGCACCUUCCAGACGUUCAUGGACAUUUACCGUCGUGAGGGCGUUCGGGGCAUCAACCGCGGCGUCAACGCUGUGGCCAUCCGCCAGAUGACCAACUGGGGCUCCCGUUUCGGUCUCUCCCGCCUCGCCGAGCAGGGCAUCCGCCGCGUCACGGGCAAGGAGCACGGCGAGAAGCUCGGCGCCGGCGAGAAGAUCCUCGCCAGCGCGCUCGGCGGUGGCCUGAGCGCUUGGAACCAGCCCAUCGAGGUCAUCCGCGUCGAGAUGCAGAGCAAGAAGGAGGACCCUAACCGCCCCAAGAAGAUGACGGUCGGCAAUACCUUCAGAUACAUUUACGAAACCAACGGCAUCCGCGGUCUCUACCGCGGCGUUGCCCCUCGCAUUGGACUCGGCAUUUGGCAGACGGUUUGCAUGGUUGCUAUGGGUGAUAUGGCCAAGACGUAUGUUGAGAAACUUACCGGUGAUAAGGUUACGGCUAAGCAUUAAGAGAUGGCGUUAAUAUGGAGUGCUUGGCUACCACUUGAAUUGGUAACAAAAAAAAACAUGCUUAUAGAAAAAGGGUUUACUGUUCUUUUUUCGUUCUGGAAACUCGGCUCUCGCGUACUUCGUACAAUCGACGCCGACUUGCUUCUGGCGAUGCUUCGCAUAGGCGCUUGAUAUAUAGCAGGAAUUGCGACUGAGAUGUAGUGAGAGACGUAAUACAAGUCCUAAAGUCCGCAGAG